Messenger RNA from Gossypium arboreum, 2755 nucleotides. RefSeq lists its product as uncharacterized. The record is from RefSeq and is a predicted model, not a curated record. The transcript has 5 exons. NCBI's taxonomy places the organism in Eukaryota, Viridiplantae, Streptophyta, Magnoliopsida, Malvales, Malvaceae. Bases 1209 to 2477 code for a protein of 422 amino acids.
AAUUUUUUAGAAUUAGUGAUGAAAAUUUGUCUUCAGUUCCUUUAAAAAACCAGAGUUUGAGGUACUCAUAUGGUUGAAGGUGCUCUUCAAUUUCUUGCUUGUUGAACCAUAUGUGUUAUUGUAUAGAUGCUAGCAGAUUUCAAAGCAGUCUAUCUCAUUGUUCAAGGCGAAAUCCUGAGCAAGGAAUUUUGGGAAGUGGUGCUAGAGUUCAUAGAGAUAUAGCAGAGACUAUUAUUCCAGUAGUUCAAGGCAGUGGCUUCCACCUACUCAACAGGAGUAGUGAACCUUAUCGGCCUCCACAUCUAUGCAAGGCAAAAUAUUAUUCAGAAAGAGAAAGUAAGGACCAUUACAAUGAUGAAACAUUUGGUUCCCCUGAUAAUCUGAGUCAAGACAGAGCAGAGGAGGAAAAAAUAAGAAGAGAUUCAUUUGAAUUGAUGAGGAAGGAACAAGAAAUGGUUACUCAAGAAAAGCAAAAGUUCAUCUGUGAUGAUUAUACAGAGAAUUUGAAACCAUAUAUUGCUAUAGUCUUGGAGGAUUCUGAAGGUGAUUUUGAGUCCAAGGGAUCUGAGUCUCGUGAUGUUAAAGAAGGUCACUCUGAGAACCCUUUGGUCUGUUCCUCUGACUUAACUCAUCUGCUUGCCGAAGGAGGUAUACUAAAAAAAGAAAGAAACACAACAAAAAUAUUAUUCAUGAUCCUUCAGCUCUUCAAAACUUCCUUAAAAGUGGGAUUUUAGAUUAUGGGUGAAUAUCCCUUAGAGGUCCCUAUAUUAUAGAGACUUGAUCAAAUUAGUUUCUCUACUAUUAAAUGGAUCAAUUUAGUCACUAUACUAAUGAAAAGAAUCAAAUAAAGCCAAAAUUGAAAAGAACCAAAUAAGGCCAAACUUGAAUAGAUUUAGCAUUUACUAUUUAACAAAGAUAAUAUUUUUAAAGCUUCUAUGACUCUGUAAAUGAAAUUUUUUGUUUGAAAUUGAACUGCAAUUGAAAAAAUUAAUUUUCAAGACAAUUUUUAUAGUAAAUGUUGUAUUACAAUUUGGAUUUUUUUAAUAGUAUAAUAUCUAAAUUGAUUCAUUUAAUAAUAAUGGACUAAUUUGAUCCAAUCCCUAUAAUACAGGGACCUCCUAGGUACUUUAACCAUAUCUUAUGUUUCAUAUCCUUGCUUCCUUAAUCGAUUGGCUUUUUUUUUUUUUUUGGGGGAUUCUCUAGAGAAAAUGACUGCUGUUGAUCAAAAGGCCAUUGAGCAUGACUCAACAAAAUCUUCUUUUGGAGCAAAUGGAUCUGGUGACAAUCUAAUGAAAUCUGUUCCCGUUCCUGUCACAAAGCGAACCUCUAUGGAAUUGUACGGACCUUGUAAUCCAGGAGUUAUUUCUUGUGAAAGCUUGGAAGAACCAAUACUGUCAGAGAUCAAUGGACAUUGUUCAACUCAGAGAUCAAAUUGUUCCUAUUACGAUGAAGAAUCUCAGAACAUACUUUCAUUGUUACGGAAAGAAGCAGGCUUGACAGACCUUGUAGAAUCCUCAAAGCUAAAAAAUACAUGGUCCUUGGAUAAAUCCUAUGUUUCUGAAACUGAAAUUGACAACUACCAGCUAAACAAAUUUAAGAAGAAUCUUCAUGGACCUAUCUCUAGAUCAACAAGCACCAAAAAAGACUUGACAAGCAGGUUCAAAUGGGAUGAUUCAGUGAAGUCUAGGCCAAUUGGAAAUGUCGAAAGCAUCGAAUUCUCGAGCUUUCUUGUGCAAACUAGUGCAAGUAAAAGAAGCAGUGAUGUUCAAGAUGCGCUGGAAUCAAAGAACAGUUCUCUGUGUAGUUAUGAUGAGCUUGAGAUUUGUUUGCCAGAUGAAGAUAGCUUGAUAACCGUAGAUGACUACAUACUUCCACAAGAGUCCUUGUUUGUGGCAGCCGGUGAGAACAGAUUUGAUCUAACCCGUUUCGAAAGUUCUGCUUUCGUUCACCGUUCUCAUGAUCUUACAAGCUCGGAAACUUAUUUUAACAAUCCGUACAUGCAACAAUCUAACCCACAACUCCGCCAUUCUCAGCUGAAAUCAACGAAGGAACGAGUAAGUUGUUCCGAGUACGAAACAAGUCGAAAGAGUUCCAUAAUCAAGCCUAGAGAUUUAAAAAGCUAUGCCUACACUCUACAAGCUCUUCACCACUUCCCUACAAAUGUGCAUCACACACCCUCCCAAUAUUUUCGAGCUGCUGAAACAGGAUUUGAUUAUUGUAUGGGCUAUCAUCUCCCUCCCCAACAAAUGUAUGGGCUGCCUAGGGCUGCAUUUCCUCAACAUACUUCAGAUCAAAUGGCUUGUUAUGAACACGACCAAAACGCAACUUUUAAUUCGUCCCUGAAUUUUAAUAGACAAUUUUAUAACUCUCUUCAAAAUGCCAGUUCCAGGCCUUCCGAGAUUGUAAUCGAGAGCGAAGCGGAUGGAUCUUCGUACUUCGGCUGGCCAAGUGUGGAAUCAGUUUGGAAAACAAAUUGAAAACAGGCCUUUGACAGAGGUAAUCAGCUACAAAUUUUCAGCUUUUUGCUUAACUUUGCAAUUGUUUAGUCAGAUUCAUCUUUUGUUCGAUCUUCUAAAAAACCGCUAGGUAGGUUUAAAUACAGAUCGAUGAACACGGAUAUAGCAUUUGAUAUUUGGCUUUUGAUCAUUGUAAACAAGGAUGAAAAGGAAGUUAUAUUACUAAAAACUUACGAAAAAACCCGUACAUUUACUCGUAAAUUAAUCGAAUUUAGGCUAAUUUAGGUGUGAGUGUCAAA